Photinus pyralis (common eastern firefly) is the source of this 1775-nucleotide messenger RNA. RefSeq names its product glutamate receptor 1 (gene GluRIB). Gene Ontology annotation, cellular component: postsynaptic membrane; plasma membrane. NCBI's taxonomy places the organism in Eukaryota, Metazoa, Arthropoda, Insecta, Coleoptera, Lampyridae. The record is from RefSeq and is a predicted model, not a curated record. Gene Ontology annotation, biological process: monoatomic ion transport; modulation of chemical synaptic transmission; synaptic transmission, glutamatergic. Gene Ontology annotation, molecular function: transmitter-gated monoatomic ion channel activity involved in regulation of postsynaptic membrane potential; glutamate-gated receptor activity.
GUCGAACUUGAGGGACUCACUGGCGAAAUUCGCUUUAGCGACGAUGGUCGAAGACAAAAUUACACUCUGCACGUCGUCGAAAUGACGGUCAACAGUGCGAUGGUGAAGGUGGCGGAAUGGAGUGACCAGAGUGGAUUUACGCCAGUCGCCGCUAAAUACGUCAGACCUUCGUCACAUAUUGAGCGAAAUAGGACUUAUAUCGUCACAACGAUAGUCGAAGAGCCCUACAUAAUGCUCAAGAAGCCGGAGUCUGGGGAGAUCUUGACCGGAAAUGAGAGAUUUGAGGGUUACUGUAAAGAUUUAGCCGAUUUACUCGCGAAAAAAUUAGGCAUAAACUAUGAGCUUCACAUCGUCAAGGAUGGUCACUAUGGCGCUGAGAAUCCUGAAGUGAAGGGCGGAUGGGAUGGUAUGGUGGGCGAAUUAAUGCGGCAAGAAGCAGAUAUAGCCAUCGCGCCGAUGACAAUAACAUCGGAAAGAGAACGUGUUAUCGACUUUAGUAAACCGUUCAUGUCGCUCGGCAUCUCAAUUAUGAUCAAGAAACCGGUAAAACAGAAGCCCGGGGUUUUCAGCUUCCUGAAUCCUCUAUCAAAGGAAAUAUGGGUGUGCGUAAUUUUCAGUUACAUCGGCGUUAGUAUUGUUUUAUUUACGGUCUCGCGCUUCUCUCCCUACGAAUGGAGGCUUUUACAUUUAACUGGCGAACACCGAGAUCCUUCCGGUCCUGGAGGAAAUCCCAACUCAAUGGCAAAUGAUUUCAGCAUACUAAAUUCUCUUUGGUUUGCUCUAGCCGCCUUUAUGCAACAGGGGUGUGAUAUAGGUCCCCGUUCGAUAUCCGGGAGGAUAGUUGGCGCUGUUUGGUGGUUUUUUACCCUUAUACUUAUUUCAUCUUACACGGCGAACUUGGCCGCAUUUCUUACGGUCGAAAGAAUGGAGGCUCCCAUAAAUUCGCCCGAAGACUUAGCGUCACAAACUGAAGUGGAAUACGGUACGCUUUAUCACGGUUCGACCUGGGACUUCUUCCGAAGAUCUCAAAUAACGCUAUACUCGAAGAUGUGGGAGUACAUGAAUUCUAGAAAACACGUCUUUGUAAAAAAGUACGACGAGGGAAUACGUCGCGUACGACAGUCAAAAGGGAAAUACGCUCUUCUCAUAGAAUCCCCCAAAAAUGACUACAUUAAUGAAAGAGAACCUUGCGAUACAAUGAAGGUAGGACAACAUCUUGACAACAAAGGUUUCGGAAUUGCGACUCCCCUCGGUUCACCACUCAAGGACGGCAUAAAUCUCGCCGUGCUGAGCCUAAAGGAAGGCGGAGAGCUUACAAAAUUAAAGAAUAGGUGGUGGUACGACAGAACUGAAUGCAAGCAAGGAGACAAACAGGAGACCGCAAGGAACGACUUGUCGUUAAGCAACGUCGCGGGAAUUUUCUACAUUCUAAUUGGCGGCCUCCUGAUCGCUCUAAUUGUAGCGCUGCUGGAAUUUUGCUAUAAAUCCCAUUCCGAAGCAACGAGAGCCAAGAUUCCGCUAAGUGACGCAAUGAAAGCUAAAGCAAGACUCACGAUCGGCGUUGGGAGGGACAUAGAUAAUGGAAGGUAUUACACCCCUGCAAACCAGAUCGCUGGCAGUGCCGAACAGGAGCAAGCCCACAGCAACACUCAUACCCAAGUCUAAUCUAAAAAUUACCAUAUCUUUAGUAUUAAAUGUAACUAUACUGUUUUUAUAUUCGGUGUGGUAGUUGUAUAAAUGUGAUACCAUGUUAAUAUUAAAUAUUGACUGUUUAA